ACUAGAGCAUUAAAUUUUACUUUUGUGUGAAUUUUAUUUUAAUCUAAAUAUAGUUUGGAGCUUACAAUAUUGAGUUCAGCGCACAAUGAAUAUUGACUGAAUGAAAGCUUAAAAUACAAAUAUAUCCAUUAAGAAAUUGAUUUGUAAGGUGUAGUAGGCGUUCACAAUUUAGUAGUUGAUGAACAUUCCAGAACAAGAUGGAGGAUGAUGAAUGUGAUCUGGACACCCUCCUGGAGGUCAUGGAGGACGAAGAGUUUGAAGAUGACCCUGUAGAAGCUACUGAGGAUGUUAAAGUGACUGGACCUGAGGAUGAGGUUGAAGAUGAGGAAGAUAUUGAACGACAGCUGAAGGAGAUGGAAGAGAAAAUGAGGAAAAUGAAGGAAAAAUUGAAAAAUAAAACGACGGACAAGAAACCAACUUCAUCCACAUCAGUUCCGAGUUCUCCUCUUGUCGCUGAAAACAAGAUUAAAUCUAAAGAAAAAAUAAAUACAUCCAGUGCUGAGAAGCGUCCUGGGAUAGAGAAGAAAAGAUUUCAAAAUGUCGACAUCUUUAGUUCUCCAGGGACCAACGCGGCUCACAUUCGGACGUUGAAGUCUCCAGUAAAAACUCAGCCACAUAAGGAGGCUGAGAAGGAGAAGAGGGCGGUAGUUUACGAGGCUAGGACAACAGAAUGGUGCCCCAGCUUCAUCAGAUCAGAUACUACCAGAGUUAUCCAGGGAGAUGAAGCUGUGAAGCUGCGAGAAGAUUUAAAGAUUACAGACAGGAAGAAGAUGGAGGAAGUAGCUCGGCGGGAUCUCAUGGAUAGUAGUGAUGACGAGAGAGAUGAGGAUGGGGUACCAGUGUUCAGUGAGCAGACUAAAGAGAUGAAGGCGCGUAUUGCGCAUGCACAGAAAACCGAACAGAGUCAGAGGUUUGCACAAACGCAUCAAGGUUCUGCUUCGACCGGCAGCAGUCCUGGAACUGUCGACAGGAUUAAGAGGAUUGGAGUUAGCUCCGGGUUCCAGGAUAAACCAGGCAAUAAGGUUAAACUUGGUACUGCGGAGUCUGGUAAACCUACUGGUAUCAUUGUAGAGAAGAAUUCAGGGAUCAGGAUCUCCAGACCUAAGAUCUCACAACAUCAGCUCAUGGAUGCAAUGAGAGGAAGAAAGAUGAUUCAUAUGUCCAAAAUCAGAGAGAGUAUUGCUAGGAAGGAGACAGAUGGGGACUGGGUAACAAUGGGAGUUCUCUACUAUAAGGCUCCGCCUAAGACUAGUAGUAAUGGGAAUGAUUUCUCUAUAUGGAAACUGACAGAUCUAAAGGGUGAAAUAAAGACGGUUUCCCUGUUUCUGUUUGGCAGAGCGCACAAGGAAUUAUGGAAAUUAUCUUUAAACAAGGAACAGUUAGUUGAAGAAACAAAUAAGAAUGAUCUAGCUUUUUCCCUAUUUCUGUCAAUUUACUUAACAGAGCGACUUUGUGACCUUGUAUCUAAACUCUAUGGUGAAGUUUCAAUCUCCAUAGAUCAUCCUGACAAACUACUUGAGGUUGGGGAUAGUGUGGAUAUAUCUAAAUGUGGUUUCAUUAAACAGGACGGAGCUAACUGUGUUAAUAUAGUCAAUAAGGGUGAGUGCGAGUUCUGUGUUUACCACGUGAAGCAAGCAUUUAAAGCGAGUAGUUCCGCGCGUUCAUGUCUCCAGAGCUCGUUUAGCAGCGCAGGAUCAGAAGCAACCAGGGCCAGGAUCAUGCAGAAGAUUGCUCCUAAAUCUAAGGGUGAGAUAUUUGGUGGCGGUCAAAUAAUGAACCUCGGACCUCUCGAAAUAGGACGCAAAAGUGUAAAGGAGAAGGCACAGGACGCUAAACUACUAGCUGGACUAGGACCAAGACCAGGACGUAUCGCUGAAGUCCUCUCUGGGAACCCAAAAACAAAUCCCCGCUCCCUGUCCGCCUCUCAUAUCACGACGAAGGAGAGGAACGCAAUUAAGACAAUAUCUUCCAAUAUAUCCGAGGAGUUGGGGAAUAGGUUACUCGUUCCUUCUCCAGGUACCAGAGCACUACUGGGAUCUAUUGUUAAGGUUGACGAGGAAAAGGUUAAGAGCACUACGAAUAUCCCUGUAAAGUCUGCCAAGGAUUUAUUAAAGGAACACAGUUCUGCGCUUAGGCGCGGAGAGUCUCCUAUGUUAGGACGAGGGAUGAAAGGUUCAGGAGAUAUUUGUAUUGAUCUCUCUCCGGGACAGAAAUCAAAGUUCUCUGCCGGACGCUUCAGAGCCCUGGCCAUUCUGCAAGCCAAGAACAAAACUAUUCAAGCGGCUGAUCCAAAUUCUUUGCACAAGAGUAAAAUCAAGAACAAGACCCCAGAAAGCCAGGACAAGAUUAAGAAAAGAUUGGCAAGCUCUCUGGACGGUAGCGACGAAAACGACCAGAACGAGACGAACAAGAAGCCGAGGUUGGCCGAGGUAGAUAAGAACAAAACGGUCACAGUGUUCGGUAAAGAGAUGACCGUGGCGGAACUUGAGAAGUUAAAAUCCACAAGAUCUAGGAACGAACACUUGGUGGCGGAGGCGGAACUAGCCGCGGCGGAUAAAUACUUUGAUGUGAUGGAAAAGAAGGAUGAUAUGGAAGAGAAGAUGCUGUCUACGUCGGAGAUGAAAACUAAGGCUGUAACCUGUCAUAUUUGUAAUUACACAUCAUUUAAGGCUAGUGAAUUGUGUAAGAGUGAAGGACAUAGAUACAAAGUUAUCGAUGCUGUCAAACGGUUCUUCAGAUGCAAGGACUGUAAGAAUAGAACAAUCUGUCUUACUAAACUACCUCAGGAGAGCUGUAAGAAGUGUGGAGGUAGUAGCUGGCUGAAGGCUGGGAUGAUUGCUGAAAGAUCUGGACCUAAGCUUGGAGCUGAAACCUUGUCUAUCCGAGGAGCAGAGGAGAAAUGGAUCGGAGGAGCAACUGCUGCAAAUAUUAAUCUUUAGCAAAUUAUUUUAUAGUUUGGAUCAAUGUGUGUAGAAUUAAAGUUGGGUCCAGGUGGGAUCGUCUUUACUUGUGUUAUUAAUUUUGCAUCUAAGUCGUGCUACCAUAGAUUCACCCUGAGCAAUAAUAAAUAGCUACGACCAAUGAUAAAACGAUUAAGAAACUGGACAAAUGUGACACAAGACCUGCCUUUAUUUGCUGUUGAGCUAACGAUUUUUCUUAGUAAAAUAACUGAUUCUGCGUCACAGUUUAAUGUUUAUACAACCACUAUACACACAAUCCUAGUUUUCUCACCUUGCUUUGGAUGAUGUACUAUGUCUUGAAUAUAUUUUCAUAAUACGAGAA
This is a messenger RNA of Eurytemora carolleeae, 3282 nucleotides long. It is a transcript of the gene Mcm10, whose product is annotated as protein MCM10 homolog. Bases 198 to 2939 code for a protein of 913 amino acids. The transcript has 18 exons. The record is from RefSeq and is a predicted model, not a curated record. Gene Ontology annotation, biological process: DNA replication; DNA replication initiation. NCBI's taxonomy places the organism in Eukaryota, Metazoa, Arthropoda, Copepoda, Calanoida, Temoridae. Gene Ontology annotation, cellular component: replication fork protection complex; nucleus. Gene Ontology annotation, molecular function: single-stranded DNA binding; DNA replication origin binding.